AUGAGUGGGUGGAGGUCUGAGAGGUAUCAGCAAUGGGAGGUUGGGGAGAGGGAGGUGGGUGGGCAUGAUGGGAGGAGAUGGGGAUGUAGGCAAAGGUGCCAGUGUAGUGGCCGAAGAAAUAGGAGAGGAAGGUGGCUAGGUAAGGGCAGUAAAGAGGGAUUGGGUGAAGGAGUGGCAGUUAUGGAAGGUGAGGAGGGAGUAGGAAUGGCCGCUGGUGAAGGAAGCAGUAGCAGCGAAAUAGCUGGGGUGUCCGACGAGUCCACCUUGAAGAGGUAUGGGCUCGCGUUCAAAACGUGGGACUUUGUUAGGCAGUUGGAGCCUGUAAGAGCACUCGCUCCACCUCAGCAUAGUGAAAACUGUGUUGGGGGUUCUGAUUUUUCAUGCUAA
Messenger RNA from Ilex paraguariensis (yerba mate), 387 nucleotides. Lineage: Eukaryota; Viridiplantae; Streptophyta; Magnoliopsida; Aquifoliales; Aquifoliaceae. The record is from the annotation of a GenBank genome assembly.